AUGCAAACCCUCUACAACGCUUUAAUCCGCACCCACCACAUAACUUCCCGCAAAAAGGUAGCCGCCCUCAAACGCGCCGCAGAUACACACCAAUGCGCCGUGCUCCUACGCUCCGGCGGGUGUCCGGGGAUCAUGUACGUGGAGGGUGGGAAGGAACGGGUAGAGAGCUGGGUGGAUGUUGUGCGUCACCUACGAUAUAAGGAUUUCCAGUUGGUGACAAGGCCCGGGGUUGUGGAGGAGGAGGGGGAAGGUGGGAAACAAGGGACUGGGAAUGGGAAAGAGUUGGAUCUCCCAUUAGGACUGGAUGAGGUGGAUAGUGUCAAGGAGUUUGGGGGCAUCAUGGCGAGGAGGGGGGUGUGGAAUUGGUGGAGGAGGGGGAUGGGAUAUGCUUGA
This is a messenger RNA of Penicillium concentricum, 393 nucleotides long. RefSeq lists its product as uncharacterized. Lineage: Eukaryota; Fungi; Ascomycota; Eurotiomycetes; Eurotiales; Aspergillaceae. The coding region runs from base 1 to 393 and encodes 130 amino acids. The transcript has a single exon. The record is from RefSeq and is a predicted model, not a curated record.